This is a messenger RNA of Corapipo altera (White-ruffed manakin), 889 nucleotides long. RefSeq names its product H-2 class II histocompatibility antigen, I-E beta chain-like. Gene Ontology annotation, biological process: immune response; antigen processing and presentation. Gene Ontology annotation, cellular component: MHC class II protein complex; membrane. The annotation marks the transcript as partial. The transcript is spliced from 2 exons. The record is from RefSeq and is a predicted model, not a curated record. Lineage: Eukaryota; Metazoa; Chordata; Aves; Passeriformes; Pipridae.
AGCUCCCCCCUCCCCCGCAGCCCACGGACCCCCCGAACCCCCCAGCCCCGGGGCUGCCGCGGGGGCCCCCAACGGCCCUCAGCCAAUCCCAAAGCGCCCACGCCGCCCGCGCCCAAUCCCAGCGCGCCGCGCUGAUGACUCAUCAGUCGCCGGGAAGACGCCUCGAAAAAAGGGCCCCAACUGCGCCCUCAGCCAAGCCCAGCGCGCCCCAAACCCCCCAAAACGGCGCCGCCCGGCUGGGUUUGGGCUGUCAGCAGCUGUCCGGCGCUGGGCAUGGAGCGUGUGCGGGGAGCUGGGGCCGUGCUGGCGGUCCUGGUGCUGCUGGGAGCCCCCCCGGCUGCGGGCGAGGAGCUGUCGGGGGUGUUCCAGGAGAUGUCCACGUACGAGUGUCACUUCAUCAAUGGCACCGAGCGGGUGAGGCUUGUGGUGAGGAACAUCUACAACCGGGAGCAGUUCGCUCACUAUGACAGCGAUGUGGGGGUCUAUGUAGGGGACACCCCGUAUGGGGAGAUCCAGGCCAGGUACUGGAACAGUGACCCGGAAAGGAUGGAGCGCAGACGGGCUGAGGUGGACCUGGUCUGCCGGCGCAACUACAAGCUGUUCAGCCCGUUCAGCGUGGAGAGGAGAGGUGAGCGUGGGGCAGAGCGGGUCCCCUCGGCCCCUGCCCCGGGAAUGACCCUGGAGCCCCUCAAACCCUCCGUGGGAAUCACCUCAGACCCCUCAGCCCUCCCUGUGCCCGUCCCUUGGCCUUUUCUCACCUCCCAGUGCCUCCCAGUUCACCCCAGUCUCUCCCAGUGCCCCCACCCCCGUCUCCACCCCGCUGGGGCCACCGAUCUCACGCCCCUCAGCCAAUCCCAGCGCGUCUCUCUGAUGACGCUCCAGUUGCCAG